AUGUCUAAAUCUUUAAGGGAUAAUUGGUCUUGCUCUACUUGCAAAACAAAAAAAACAUCACUUUCACCAUCCAAGUUAUCGAGAAAUACUCAAAUUGUUACCGAUAAAACAUUGAAAAAUGUCAUUGAUUCUGUGAAUUUCAUGAGCUUUCAAUUUGUUGACUUUAAUCACCAAUUACAGCAGAUGUUUACAAAAAUAAAUGACUUAAAAAGCGAAAGUAAAAGAAUCUCAGAAGAAAAUGUAUUAUUGAAGAAAGAAACUGUAAAUUUAUCGUGGCGUUUAAAUAAACUUGUCAUAGAGAGAUUGUUGGCGUACUAG
Messenger RNA from Cinara cedri, 318 nucleotides. Lineage: Eukaryota; Metazoa; Arthropoda; Insecta; Hemiptera; Aphididae. The record is from the annotation of a GenBank genome assembly.